AUGACUGCGCCAGAGGUGGCGGAAUGGGUGGACGAGGUCGAGUCGGCCUAUGGGGCGGCGGCCGCAGCAGAGUCAGCUGCCUAUUACGCAUGGGCCACAGACAUCACCGAUGAUCACCUGGCCACUGCUCUGGCUUCCAGCAAUGUCACUUCGUCCAUCGUGGCAGACGCCGUUGUCCGUAUUCGCUCUGAGAAGCUCAUCGACAUCGACGGCCUCCUGCCGCAGGUGGCAAGGAAGCUCGAGCUGCUUGUCUCGCGCCAGACUAUUCCGCCAGGCGCCCAUGCCGCCGACAUCGCAGAGACUGUGGCUGACAUGGAGUCGUUCUAUGCUACAAAGCGCGCAUGCAUCGACGAUGCCUGCCUUCCGCUUGCAGCUGCAGACGACAUCAUCCGCGAUCCCGCCGCCUCGUGGGAGCGCAAGGCCGCAGUGUGGUCCGCCUGGCGCGCCGGCUUUGGUGCCCUCCGCACGCCGUAUGAGGAACUGGUCGAGAGCUCCAAUGCCGGUGCGCGCGAUCUUGGCUUUGCCGACACCGGCGCCAUGUGGCGGUCCGCGUUUGACAUGGACUCCGCCGAGUUUGCGGCUGUCGCCGAGCGGUUGUGGACCGAGGUCCAGCCGCUCUACACCGCCCUCCACUGCUACGUCCGCCGCGAGCUGGCGGCAGCCCCCGUCUAUGCCGACCACGCUCACGAUCCGGCCUGGGCUGGCGGCGCGCUCCCGGCCCACCUCCUCGGCAACAUGUGGGCCCAGGACUGGUCGCACAUCUACAGCCUCGUCGAGCCGUAUCCCGGUGCCGGCAACGUCGAGCUCGAUGCCGGGCUCCGCGCCACAGGUUGGGACGCUACCGCCAUGGUCCGCGAGGGCGUGGCCUUUUUUGAGCGCCUAGGCCUCGCCGGGCCGGGCCCGGACUUUUACGCUGACUCGCUGCUGGUCCAGCCGUCCAACGGCCGCGACGUCGUCUGCCACGCGUCGGCGUGGGAUCUCGGCGGUGGCGACGUCCGCCUCAAGGCCUGCUUCAAGGUCGAUGGCGAGGACUUUUUCGUCGUUCACCACGAGCUUGGCCACAUCUUCUACUACCUCGGCUACGCCGGCCAGUCGGCGCUCUUCCGCGAGGGCGCCAACAACGGGUUCCACGAGGCCAUCGGCGACACCAUCGUCCUCUCGCUCACCCCAGCCUACCUCCGCAAGGCCGGUCUCCUCCCGCCGUCGCCGCCACCGCCAGCUGAUCUUGCCUCUAACGCUGCCGCCGUCAACGCGCUGCUCAAGGUCGCGCUCGAGCGCGUCGCCUUUAUCCCCUUUGGCUUUGUUGUCGACAAGUUCCGCUGGGCCGUCUUUGACGGCUCGGUCCGCCCCGACAAGUGGAACAGCCACUGGUGGGCGCUCCGUCGCAAGUACCAAGGCGUAGCGCCACCGACAAGUCGCUCCGCGGACGACUUUGACGCCGCCGCCAAGUAUCACGUCCCGGCAAACGUUCCCUACAUCCGCUACCUCCUCGCCUUUGUCCUCCAGUUCCAGUUCCACGACGCGCUCUGCACCGCUGCCGGCCACACCGGCCCGCUCCACGAGUGCACCAUCGACGGCUCCGAGGCCGCAGGCGCCGCGCUCUCCAAGAUGCUCGCCGCCGGCGCCUCGCAGCCGUGGCAGGACACGCUGCGUGAGCUGACCGGCGAGCCUAUCAUGUCUGCCGACGCCCUCCUCGAGUUUUUCGCCCCGCUCCGGGUCUUUCUCGACGACGCCAACGCCGCCGCUGGUGCGACCUGCGGAUGGACCGAGUCGCCACCGGCACCGAGCCCGCCACCGGUCCCGUCUGCUGGUACCCACCCGCGCCAGAAUGGCACCACCGUUGUGAUCAUGCUCAUCGUCCUCCUCUUUGUCGCCGCACUUGCCCUCGCCGUCGCUGGCGGCCUCUGGUGGCAGCGGCGCUCAGCCCACUACCACCGUCUCUCCAAGCACACCGCCAUCGUCCUCGACGACUUUGUCGCCGGCUCCAACGACGACGACAUCGAUGCCGUCUUUGGCUCGUCGUCAACCUGGGAGAGCGACGAUGGCCUCCAGCUUGCCGGUGUGGCACCCCGUCCGGAGCUUGCCCUUGGUACCUUUGUCCGCGUCGACCAACGUGUCGGUCGUGUCCGCUACCUGGGACGCACACGCUUUGCUGACGGCUUCUGGGUCGGCAUUGAGCUUGUUGAGCCAUGCUCUGAUCUGGGCAUUCUGAUGGCCCGCGCGACUGAGCCUUAUGAUGGUACCUGCACAUUGGAGUACCAAGCGUGCAAUCAGGAUGGUACAGGCUGUGUCGCUGUUGUCAUCGACAUUUCAACUUUUUCGCCCAACUUGCACAACUCGUGGUCGCUCUCCUCGUCAGGUACCUCGGUCUGGGGCCUGUGCAUCAUCGGCACUGCUGUCAAGAGGGUCAAAUGCGAUGUGCCUGUGUCGGGAUGCACCAUGAUCGAUAUCAUUGCCGAUGGCACUCUCCUCUCCAACCUUGGCGAAGUUAUGGGCAUCACCCACAACAACGUGCAGUACCUUGUCCUGAACCAUGACGGCAACUGCGAGUAUCUCUCCGUCGAUGAGGCCGACUCGCUCAGUGGCCCACACUCGUGCUCUGCUGACGUCUCGGACAUGUUCAACGUCGCAGCCGAUGCAUCGGGCCUGCGCAUCUUGACAACGUCCAGUGAGUCUGUCAUACACACGCUAUGUGAGUUUGACGGAUCGGAGUGCAACACCAUCACGCUGUUCGAGUCGCCGUCGUAUGCGUACUCGCGGCCAACCGCCGUCACCACACCCACACAGCUCUUUGUGGGGAUCUCAAAUGCCGAUGAGACACUUCUCGAUCUUGCCGCUUGCUCCCUCGACGGAUCUGGAUGCGUGCUCAAGGCCGCUGCCCUCCCGGGCGAAGUCGCCUAUCUAGAUGUGUUCACCUCUGACUGGCUCGUCGUCGCCUACAAGGACGUCAACCCUGCAACUAGCGAUGGCCACGUGGCCAUUGGCAUCUGCGAGCUCGAUCUCGGUACCUGUAGCCCUAUCUACAUCCGGGCCUCAGAUGGCUCUGACAUUGUUGGCCAGUUCUUCGCCGCCUCGUCGGUCACAAUGGCUGUCGGCACUGACAAUGAGCUGAUCUUUGUGUCACUUCCACUGCUGCCAUGCACGUCUGGCUUCCGACUUGAUGCUUCCACCAAUGCCUGCAUUCUAUGCUCGGGCAACACCAUUUCAACCGGCGGCGUUUGCGCGCCCUGCUCGCCAGGUACCAUCGCCUCUGCUGCCGCCACUGUCUGCGACGACUGCUCGCCCGGCACCUAUUGCCCGCUUGGCACCACAACGCCCCUACCAUGCGAUGCUGGUUACAUCUCGGCCACUGCUGCUGCCAACUGCACAGCCUGCCCGCCCGGUACCGUCUCGAACGAGGGGCAUACUGUCUGCGACAGCUGCGCCUCGGCCGCGCUCUGCCCCGCAUCGGGCCUCGCCACGCCGUACCCGCCAGUCGUCGCCAUGGCCCGGGUCUCGUACGCGCGCGCCCACUGGUUUCCCCAGUCGCGAUUCGCCGACAACAACAAGGUCUACCGGGCUUUCGUCUUUGGUGGUCUGGCCUUUGCCUGCUCCACCCUUGUUCUCUGUGGCCUGGUUGCCAUUGUCGCCUGGCGCGCCUCACCCGUGACCAGAGCGCAGCUCUGGGACCGGAUCGACCUUCUUGUCUCUCGCACCGACACCAUGCCGGGCUCCCGCACCCUCCGCGCCCGCAAAACUUGUCUCGGCGCAGCCAUGACCGUCCUCCUCAUCUGCGCCACCAUCGUUGCUGUCGCCAUCUUCUUCGUCCAGUUCCAGUACGAUAACGCGACAGUCACUCGCGCACAGGGCUUCGGCGCCGUUCCGCCUGGCCACAUCACUGAUGACACCUUUCACACAGCCAUCCGCGCCUCGCUCGACUUUGUGCGGACCGACACCGGCUCGAACUGGUGUGUCGCUCCAGACGGAUCGUGCGGCUCCGGCGUCACCAUCUCCACCUCGGGCUGGAACUCAGCCAUGACCUCCACCUCAACCUGCGAGCUCGUCGGCCUGCAGACCUGUCGGGUAGUGUGGGAGUGCACUUCCGGGUGCGACAUGACCCUCUCGCCCACCACCACCAUCGACUAUGCCGGACGGAUCUACUCGGGCGUGACCCUCAAGCUCGAGGCUGCCACUCUCGGCAGUAGCUACGGUGACCCGGGCGCUUCUGGCGAAGCCGGGCUCACCGUAGCCGCGCCAGACUCGCACGUCUACUACGCGACGUCGGCGUCGGAUCCAGCAACGCUUCGGAUCAGAGCGACUACGUACCAGCACGUCACCUACGAGCGUGAUGCCAAGGUGACGACGACCGGGUACGCGUUCCAGACCCAGGUCAUAGCACGGCCGACGUCCGGCUCGCUGGCGUCGGUCCCUGUGCCGGCGCACCCGUCACCGCCGGUUGUCCUCGAGUUUCUCGUCGGGCUGCAGACCUGUCGGGUAGUGUGGGAGUGCACUUCCGGGUGCGACAUGACCCUCUCGCCCACCACCACCAUCGACUAUGCCGGACGGAUCUACUCGGGCGUGACCCUCAAGCUCGAGGCUGCCACUCUCGGCAGUAGCUACGGUGACCCGGGCGCUUCUGGCGAAGCCGGGCUCACCGUAGCCGCGCCAGACUCGCACGUCUACUACGCGACGUCGGCGUCGGAUCCAGCAACGCUUCGGAUCAGAGCGACUACGUACCAGCACGUCACCUACGAGCGUGAUGCCAAGGUGACGACGACCGGGUACGCGUUCCAGACCCAGGUCAUAGCACGGCCGACGUCCGGCUCGCUGGCGUCGGUCCCUGUGCCGGCGCACCCGUCACCGCCGGUUGUCCUCGAGUUUGUCAAGUCGUCCGACCACGAGUUGACCACCGUCGAGCGGCGGAUGUCGACGCUCGACUUUGUGGCCGGCCUGGGUGGUCUGGUCUCAGUCAUCCUCUCCGUCGGCGGCGUUGCCCUCGCCACCGUCGAACUCGCCGUUCACUGCGGGCCGCUACAUGGCGCCAACUCGAAAGACUUGGUGACCACCGUCGCCUACCCGGCCGCCGGCCCGAACUACUUCUCGGCCAGCAUCGCCGUUGCCGCCCUCUCACCCACCCGCAUGGCUCUGGUGGGCUUUGACUCUGCGGCUGGUCUCACCACUUUGGACUGUGCUACCGAUGGCUCUGGUUGCUCAACUUAUGUGGUCGAUGACACCAUUGUCGAGGCGCCCACCGCCAUCAAAGGCUGGGGCUUCAACUCGCCCGCCGACAAGCUCGCCACCAUCCUCGCCGACAAGAACGGUAUUCUGCUGGUGGUCUGUGACGCGAGCAACAUCUCUGCCUGCUCGGUCACGUCGCUCGGUGUUGCUCCGGAUGACUUUCCUCAAACCGCAGGAGGCAUGGUCGCUGAUCGCUGGUUCAUGGCCUACAAGUCUGGCGGCAAGUGCACGUUUCUUUCGGUCGACGUCGCUGCUGUAGUGGAUGGCCCACACGACUGUGCCGCUGCCGUGACUGGCGACCACUACUCGGCGGUGGUCGAUGCCUCCCGUAUUCGCAUCGCCAACGUGGUUGGUACGCACAUCGAGGUUGGCGUGUGUGAGCAUGACGGCAAGUCGUGCGCUACUGCCACCGUCCUCGCUGCUCCGUCAGCCCUAGCCGCAUCCGCCAUCGCCACCUCUGCUACCGCAUUGUAUGCGGCAGGCUCGACAGACUCUGUCGGACACCUUGCCAAGUGCGCGCUCGACGGCACCGGCUGCGUCACCGCCAUGAAUGCAGUCCCAGGCAAGAUCCUGGACAUGGUAGUCCACUCCUCGGGCUGGCUACUCAUCACCUUCCACAGCAUGCCGCCGCCUUCCAGCGAUACCUACGCUUCGAUGGCUGCUUGCGAUUUGGAUCUGGUCUCCUGUCGCGUUGUCUACACGAGCCCUGAUCGUGCCCGGAACGCGAUCGGACUAGUCGUCUACCCCGGCGCCCUUGUCCAGCUUGCUUUCGACACCACCUUGUAUGCCAACACGCUGGUGCUGCCGCCAUGCCCACUGGACCACAAACUGGAGCCGGAGACAAAUGCAUGUGCGCCAUGCCCAAGCCACGCCAUCUCCACCGGCCUCAUUUGCCAACCUUGCGCGGCCGGCUCGUUGCCCGGCGCAACGCCGGCCACCUGUGCACCGUGCCCUUCGGGCUCGUACUGCCCUUCCGGUGCGACUGCGGCAACACCUUGUGCUGCUGGCUAUGUCUCGGCCACUGGCGCUGCCAACUGCACCGCCUGCCCGCCCGGCACCAUCUCGAACGCGGACCACACUACUUGUGAGAGCUGCGCCUCGGCCGCGCUCUGCCCGGCCUCAGGCCUCGCGGCGCCGUACCCGCCCGAGGUGCCGCUGGACCGGACUUCGUACUUGCGCACCCAUCGCUUCCCGCAGUCGCGAUUUUCAGACUCGGACAAGGUGUUUGAGGCUGGAAAGCUUGGUCUGCUUGCCUUUGCCUGCGCCACCGUUUUGCUCUGUGGUCUAGUUGGAUGUGUGGCCUUGCGAGCGUCGCCAGAGCUCAAGUCUCACAUCUGGGCGCGGCUCGACAUCCUUGUCCGACGCAAUGAUUCCGAGCCUGCUACGGGUGUUCUUCAUGAGCGCAAGAGCUGUACAGGUGCAGCAAUGACCGUCUUGCUCGUCUGUGGCUGCAGCGUUGCUGUCGCCAUCUUCUUCAUUCAGUUCCAGUACGAUAACGCGACAGUCACUCGCUCGCAGGGCUUUGAUCCCGUCCCGUCCGGCCUCGUCAGCGAUACCACUUUCCGCACCGCCAUCCGCGCCUCGCUCGACUUUGUGCGGACCGACACCGGCUCGAACUGGUGUGUCGCUCCAGACGGAUCGUGCGGCUCGGGCGUCACCAUCUCCACCUCGGGCUGGAACUCGGCCAUGACCUCCACCUCAACCUGCGAGCUCGUCGGCCUGCAGACCUGUCGGGUAGUGUGGGAGUGCACUUCCGGGUGCGACAUGACCCUCUCGCCCACCACCACCAUCGACUAUGCCGGACGGAUCUACUCGGGCGUGACCCUCAAGCUCGAGGCUGCCACUCUCGGCAGUAGCUACGGCGACCCAGGCGCUUCUGGCGAAGCCGGGCUCACUGUGGCCGCGCCAGACUCGCACGUCUACUACGCGACGUCGGCGUCGGAUCCAGCAACGCUUCGGAUCAGAGCGACUACGUACCAGCACGUCACCUACGAGCGUGAUGCCAAGGUGACGACGACCGGGUACGCGUUCCAGACCCAGGUCAUAGCACGGCCGACGUCCGGCUCGCUGGCGUCGGUCCCUGUGCCGGCGCACCCGUCACCACCGGUUGUCCUCCAGUUUUUCAAGUCGAACUUUCACGAGUUGACCACCGUCGAGCGGCGGAUGUCGACGCUCGACUUUGUGGCCGGCCUGGCCACCCUCGCCCUCGCCCUCACCCUCAUCCUCGCCCUCGCCCCUGCCCACGCCCACGCCCUCUUUGCCCGCGACCUCACCGGCCUCCUCUCGCCUCCCGACGCCAUACAUGUGCUCCUUGCCGCUGGCAUCCACCCGGACGAUGCGGCGGCACUCGUCGAAGCGCUCCCUGUCGACGGCGCGAGCUACGCUCAGUUUGAAGCUACGCUCAUGGCGGCUGCCUCGCACCUUGGUUUGGACCCCAUCGAGGCCGCCAUAGCCGCUGCCGUCACCGAUACGCCUGCCCCGCCCCACGCUGAUCACUACGACCACAUCCACCCGCCGCCCACCGCUACCCCAUCGCCGCCGCCUCUCCGGUCCGCUCCUCCGCUCGAUCAGCCCUCGCCUGCUCCGUCUCGCUCGCUCUCUACCCGCCCGCUGGCCAUGGCUGCCGUUGCUGUCUUCCUCCUUCAUCGCGGCUUUGCCAAUGCGCUCCGUCGGCAGGACAUCACGCAUCCGUCGGCGCUGGUGUUCUUUGCCACCGGUGCCCUCCUUGCCGCCCUCGCUGCGCAUGCCCUCCUCGGCACCGCCAUGUUCGGCGUGCUCGCUACUGCACUUGCCGCUGCUGCUGGCUACGCCACACUGCAUGCCGCCGACUUUAUCCGCCUCUCCCGCUGA
This is a messenger RNA of Thecamonas trahens ATCC 50062, 8067 nucleotides long. RefSeq lists its product as uncharacterized. Lineage: Eukaryota; Apusomonadida; Apusomonadidae. Bases 1 to 8067 code for a protein of 2688 amino acids. Gene Ontology annotation, biological process: proteolysis. Gene Ontology annotation, molecular function: peptidyl-dipeptidase activity; metallopeptidase activity. The record is from RefSeq and is a predicted model, not a curated record. The transcript is spliced from 6 exons. Gene Ontology annotation, cellular component: membrane.